AUGGACCUCAUCCUUCUCUGUGUGUUCCUGCCUCUGGUGACCGUGGUGUGGGGCCAGUACGGUGACUAUUACUACGGUCCCUAUAACUACGGAGAUAAUGAUGAAUGGGUCAAUGUGUACCGGCAGGGUUUCAACUUCCAGUGCCCACAUGGGCAGGUGAUCGUGGCCGUCAGGAGCGUUUUCAACAAGAAGGAAGGCUCUGACAGACUGUGGAACUACGCCUGCAUGCCGGCGGCCCAGAGCCUCGGUGAGCCGACAGAGUGCUGGUGGGAAGAGAUCAACAGGGCGGGAACCGAAUGGUAUCAAACCUGCUCGAACAAUGGGCUGGUGGCUGGUUUCCAGAGUCAGUAUUUUCCAUCUGUGCUUGACCGUGAAUGGCAAUUCUACUGCUGCCGCUACAGCCGGAGAUGCCCAUAUUCAUGCUGGUUAACAACAGAAUAUCCGGGACACUAUGGAGAAGAUAUGGACAUGAUGAUGUACACUUAUGACCAUUACAUCCGUGGGGCAACCACAACUUUCUCUGCUGUGGACAGGGAUCGUCAGUGGAAAUUCAUUGUCUGCAGGAUGACAGAGUAUGACUGCCCGUUUCAAAAUGUUUAA
Molecule: messenger RNA, 600 nt
Organism: Egretta garzetta (little egret)
Lineage: Eukaryota; Metazoa; Chordata; Aves; Pelecaniformes; Ardeidae
Gene: DPT
Product: dermatopontin
Exons: 4
Coding region: 1-600 (199 amino acids)
Biological process (GO): collagen fibril organization
Cellular component (GO): extracellular matrix
Molecular function (GO): extracellular matrix structural constituent
Source: RefSeq, a predicted model, not a curated record